Rhodofomes roseus is the source of this 955-nucleotide messenger RNA. RefSeq lists its product as uncharacterized. The transcript has 2 exons. NCBI's taxonomy places the organism in Eukaryota, Fungi, Basidiomycota, Agaricomycetes, Polyporales, Fomitopsidaceae. The coding region runs from base 203 to 613 and encodes 136 amino acids. The record is from RefSeq and is a predicted model, not a curated record.
GGUUGGCCUCGCUCAGAUCCAUCCAACGGGAAUGGCCGAGCGUUACAAAGUGUGACACAAUAUGGUCAUUAAGUCGAAAUAUUGUACUACAUCUCUUACUCGCACUGUACCGUGAAAGGAGUAACGAUUUAAUCUUUAUUUGAUGUCUCUGGUGUCGGGAUAGUUCGCAGAAUCUGCACGCGCGGCGAAAUGGCGAUGUAGUAUGAAUUUCUGUACUCCAGAACAUAUCCGGUGGCUAAGCGCCCACCGCGUACCGGUAGAGACCUGUUGCUACAAUUGCACUCUCCUGCCUAAUGCCCAAAUGCAAGAACUCCUGGCGAUUUGCGAAUCUUGGAAUUGCGAGGAAGAAGCCCAAGAAGGAGAGGAAUCAGUCAGAGGAUGGGCCGAAAGAGAAUGUGAGUGCACGAAUCUCUGUCAGUCAUAUAGUGCCAGGAAUAUAUCAAAGAAGCGCGCCGAGUGCAAAGGGUUUAAAUGCAUUCCUGGAGCGAGGGAUUGCUGCUGUCGUCGUAUGCUCUUCGAGGAACCAGAUUUCAAGGCAGUCCCAAGCCUAGUCGAGACGGCCUGCAGAGCUCGUGGCGUCGAUGUUCUCUUCCUUCCCAAAUUUCACGGCUGAAUCCCCCAUCGUCCAAGGAAGAAGACCUUCGAAACGACGUCUUGAACGCGCUCGAAAGUGUUCCGUUGGUGGCCAUGCGGCGGUGAGUCUGUGCCUGCGCGUACCACAAGGGUCUUAACGGCGCACAAGCCGCAUGGGCAUCGAAGAAGUAUCAUAGCCAUCACACCCUACCAAACACGAUAAUGAACGAGCUUCUUGCAGCUGACACAAAUUCUCAGGUUUAAUCACGGAAAAAUUCCAUACUGCUCUGGUAGUUACAAGCUCCAUGAUAUAUAAUAGUGCAAUGUGUCCUGGUCGUACCUAAUUACAAUCACGUAGCCUCGGGCGAUGUCAGUACACUCU